AUGAUCAUCCAGCCACAUGCUGCGACCUUGAUCUUCACCUCAAUCCUCCGUCCUUCAGCUUCAAUAUCUCAAUCCUACAUCUGCACACUUUGUCGUCGUCACUUACAUCGCGGCCUCCCCCAAAAUGGUCGUGUCCCUCCACCGACACCAUUUGUCCCCGACGUUGCCACCUUUCUCAAGCUCAUCGGGCGCGAUCUUUCGAAUCACGCGAGCAAAAUCCAAUCCUGGGAGGAGCUUUUCACCCUGACCUCGCCUCAAUUGAAAGAAAGAGGCAUUGAACCGCCCCGUACCCGUCGUUAUCUGCUACACUGGCGAGAGAAAUUCCGAAAGGGCGACUUUGGCAUCGGGGGAGAUUUCCAAUAUGUGAAGGACGGAGUCGCCGAACUAAGGGUGGUGGAGGUUCCGAGUUUGAAGAAAGACCCCCAGACGGGGAAACCAGUGUCUGGACCAGUCACCAUAGGCAGGAGCCCGGGAAUGCAAAAGUUGAUUGUCAAUGUGCCGAACGGGUCGACGACCUACAAGUUACUGCCGGGACAAACUACAGCGGACCUGAAGAAACCAAAAGGGUUCAAGUUGAUUAAUGGGUAUAUAAUUUCGGGCAAGAAUGCGUACCCGAUGAAAGGCGCACAUGGCAGUGGAGUCACGCUCGAGGCUACAGAGGGACUUUGGGAGCACAAAAGAGGUCAUAAGGUGUUUGGUGGUGAGAGAAGACGGGCCGAGGUCUUGCAUAAGAUGAGAUUGGAGGAGAACAGGAAAAACGCUAGGUAG
This is a messenger RNA of Rhinocladiella mackenziei CBS 650.93, 768 nucleotides long. RefSeq lists its product as uncharacterized. The record is from RefSeq and is a predicted model, not a curated record. The coding region runs from base 1 to 768 and encodes 255 amino acids. Gene Ontology annotation, cellular component: mitochondrion. The transcript has a single exon. Lineage: Eukaryota; Fungi; Ascomycota; Eurotiomycetes; Chaetothyriales; Herpotrichiellaceae.